Symbiodinium natans is the source of this 2907-nucleotide messenger RNA. NCBI's taxonomy places the organism in Eukaryota, Dinophyceae, Suessiales, Symbiodiniaceae. The record is from the annotation of a GenBank genome assembly.
AUGCUGAUUGUGGCCGUUAGUCCCACGCGGAAAGCAGUUCAAGACACUGUCGUCAUGCUUUUCGGAGAGCCAGUCGGUUCCACAAUCCUGGUCUUGCCCCACGACCAACGCCCACAGUGCCGUUCCGGUGUUCCAUAUCAUUCAUAUCCAUCAAUGUAUCGGUUGACCUUCUUGAACCUGGCCGUUGCUUCUUCAAUCUUCAACCAGGCGAACCGAACUGUCGGCGGAAAAUGUUUGGAUAUUGAAAUUGAGGACGCGUCUUCUCGAGUCGUGCAGCUUUUACAAACAGAUAGCCGAGCGGUGCGUCAACAGCGUCUCCACGAGAAAGACGAGGGGGGCAAGGCCCAGCAGGAUCCGGAACUCCCGGCAGCACUGCUUCCUUUGCUGUCUCAGCUCUGGUUACCUCUCCUUGUUGGCAUGGUGCUCUUCGGUUUGAAAACCUCAACUACCUCGAGCACCGGACCUUCCAAGACGCAAGUUCCAGCGCUGACAGGCCUUCGCUUCGUGACGGCUCUCUGGAUCUUCGCCGAGCACUCGUCAAUGCAACCGCUUACCGGUGGUGGGACCUUCCUUGUCCUUUCAGGUUGCAUUUUAAGCAUGUCGCGCAUCAGGGCAGGGGCUGAUGCCGACAACUUCCUUCUAAGCUCUCCAAUCACGGCCGGUCGUUUUCUGCUGAUGCGAGCAGCGAGGCUGUAUCCUCUCUACUUUGUUGUCCUGAGUUUGAGAGAUGUUUGGCAUGCGGCACUGUCAAAGCCUGUGACAGCUUUCUCCUUGCUGCUACAACCGCUCCAUGUCAUCCGGCAUUGCAUCAGCACCUUCGCCUCGUUGGCCGUUGAAAAUCCUCGGGAAGUAUUGCUGCUCAAUGGGAUACCUGGAACAGUGUCGACGUACUGGUUCAUGCACACAGUCAUGUUCCUCUACGUGCUGUAUCCGCUCCUUGAGUACUGCUUGCUGAGACCAGCAACUUCCGGCACGAGGCUCCUGGCGGUGGGCGCUGUUUGCUGUCUGGCAAAGUUGUUGAUCGUGGGCUGGGCAACCUCCAUUCUGGCCAAAGGCGGCUUUGAGGUUGGGGAUUACUGGUAUCAGCAUGACUUGGGCUUCUUUGGUCGUGUACCGUGGUACAGCUUUGCGCCAUUCCGCCUUCCGGACUUCGCUUUGGGUAUGCUCGUCCCUCACGUUGCCAAGUACUUUUCGCCUGGCAGUGUGGCAGUGAAAGUGGCAGACCUGCUCCUGAUUCUCUACGUCGUCCUUGCGCUCGUGCCGAAGAACAGCUAUGUUUACCUAUGGACGGAUCUAGACUUGCAAUGCCCCCUCAUGGCUUUUGUGAUGUGGAGUUUGUGCUUCGGCCGUUGUGAAAGCAUGUUAGGACAGUUGCUUGCAAGCAAGUGGUUGGUGGAGUUCGGCACAGUGGCUUACGGGAUUUAUGUCUUUCAAGAGCCGCUGAUGACAAUGAUGGGAGUGUAUUACCCGGGUGAUGUGGACGGGCUUCCUGGCACGUGUCGGCUGCACAACACCUGCUUCCCGUGGUUUCAAUACACAUGGAGGGGGUGUUCCAGCCUAUGCAUGACUUUUUUGCUGCUCCUCGCAAUGGCAAUCUCUGGCUUUUAUCUGGUUGAAGAGCCGGCAAGGAAAGCUGCCUUUUCGUUAUGCAUUUCACGAGAGUUUAAGUUGAGAUGGCUUCAAGCUUCGGAUGUCAUCCGUAGUUUUGUCCAGAUGAUCACGUAUGCCUGGCCUAUUCCACUCUCCAUCAGCUUGGUGAGGAUGUGGGGACUUGGUCCAUUAGCUAGUGGCUUCUUUCUGUCCUUCGACCAGAUCGGGAACGUCCUGGGCAUGACCUUGGGGGGGCGCCUCCGCGAAGUUUCUUGGGAGACAAAGCGGACAUUCAUCGUCCUUUGCCCCUUGUCCGCGGCUGGCUUCUCGCUGGUCUUAAGCUACGUCGUCUUGGAAUCCUCAUCCGACGCAUUUGUUGGUGCCUGCCUGCUGCGGCUUGUGAUCGGGCUUCUUCAAGGGCUUGCGCUAACAAACAGCGUUGUCACCAGGCAGCUCACACCCGGGGAUGAGCAGGUGAGCCUGUCCAUGUGGGUCAAUCUGGCCUGGACCGGUGGUGUUGCUGUCGGUGGCGGGUUAGCCUGGGCAGCGGCUGAGGUGAGUGGGACUCGCCGUGCAGAGGCCGUUUCCUCCGUCGGCCGAGCAGCUGUUGAAUCUUCCCAAUGCUGUGUGAUCUGCAGUGUCCUCUUGGUGCUGACAGCUUGCCUUUUAGCUUUUAGCUUACCAUCAGCUCAUCAGGAUCCGGCACAGCAUGAGCAGUCGGUGGAAGAGGAAGUGCUGACGAAGCCGAAACGGAACAACUCUUCCUCGGUUGCAAUGUGGGGAGUUCUUUGCAUUUUUAUCGCUGCCGUCGAAUACACCGGGGUGGAAGUUGCAACUUCCAUGCUGUUGGAAACGCAGUUCGCCUGGCCUGUAGAUUCCAUCAGCGCCGGUGUGGAUGUAGUUUUUGCAUUGGCAACCAUAGGCAGUCUGGUGCUUUUGCCCCUGCGCAGCAGUGGCUUGCUAAGUGAUCGGCAGAUGCUUUAUGGAAUGGGCUUGAUUGCCCUGGUUGCCAGCUUUGCCUUUUUUGACUUUACGAGGGGCCCGUUGGCCCUUCUCACAGCCGAUGUUGCGAUUUACACAUGUGUGCUCUGUGCUGUGGGGAUUGCUGAAGGAUUAACCUUCAUGCAGAUUACACCCAACGGCUUGCAAGCCACAGAGAAGCUCGUUUUCUACAUGUACAUCGCCGAUUCUCUGGGCAAAGCCACAGCGCCACCGAUUGCUCGAUGGAUUCUUGGCACCCACGGCCGGAACGUCUACGCAUUGUACCAGGUCACCCUCCUAUUGCUGAACGGUUUCACAACUUUGAAAAUCGUGUAA